AUGAGCAAUACUUGUUCACAAUCUUCAACCAAACAAAACCCAAUCAACAACAAGCCCUCUUUCAUGCCAGCGAAGGAUGACACCAAACCCGUGCUUCAAGACCCAAUAUUGAGGUCCGAUCCAAUUGAAACAGAGGAAGCUGUGCUGCUAUUACCUCCAUUCUCAAUCCCCAAAUCAAAUCAACUUCCUCAUCUCAAAUGA
Messenger RNA from Lathyrus sativus (Indian pea), 201 nucleotides. NCBI's taxonomy places the organism in Eukaryota, Viridiplantae, Streptophyta, Magnoliopsida, Fabales, Fabaceae. The record is from the annotation of a GenBank genome assembly.